This is a messenger RNA of Vollenhovia emeryi, 495 nucleotides long. RefSeq lists its product as uncharacterized. The transcript has 3 exons. Gene Ontology annotation, biological process: DNA integration. The coding region runs from base 1 to 495 and encodes 164 amino acids. The record is from RefSeq and is a predicted model, not a curated record. Lineage: Eukaryota; Metazoa; Arthropoda; Insecta; Hymenoptera; Formicidae. Gene Ontology annotation, molecular function: nucleic acid binding.
AUGACGUGGCACAUUGCGGUGUUGAAAAAACUUCACAGGAAUUUUGGUAAUCCCCAAAUACUUGUGACAGAUAGGGGUACUGCGUUUACUUCACAUGAAUUUACCGAUUUUCUCAAAAUACGCAAUAUUAAACACCGACAAGUUGCAGUUACCGCACCAUGGGCUAAUGGUGUUGUUGAAAGAGUCAACAGAUUUCUUAAGUCUUCUCUUAAGCGUCUCGUUGAAGAACUACGAGAAUGGAAUAAGGCUCUUGAAUUAAUUCACUUAGCGCUCAUGUUCUUCAUGGCUGCGUACGCCGCGGCUACUAUGUUCACGAUUGGUGUGACGUUAACACGCUUGCGCGAUAUGAUUACGAGUUCGGUGUCAUCCCUUGAUUGGUUCAGCUCCGAUUGUGGGGGCACGGGGAUGCUCAAGAGUCUCAAGCAUCCCUUCCACCAUGGUCUCAAGCAAGAGUUCAAGACUCGUGUUCGAUCAUUGUACGUCUGUCCGACCUGA